UGCAAACAUGUCUUCUGAUAUACAGAUAGGACAGUUGCCCUUGACCUGGAUAAGAAAAAUUCUUACCCUUUUUGAAAGGUUUGACAGAGAUAAAGAUGGAGUUAAUAAGCGUGAAGAUCUUUUGCUAUAUGCGGACAAAGUGAUAAGAGAAGGUACCUUGACAGAUGAGGCAAGUUGUGGCAUCUACAAGUUCUUUCAAAAUUACUUUGAUGUUGAGGCUGCACAAGAUAUUCACAAUAAAACUUCAGUGGCAGAGAAACUUAUAUCAGUUUGGAAAUACAAAGAUGUAUCAGAAAUAGUUGAAUGGUGGUUGAAAAUGUUCUUAACGAUUUUCGAGGCUUGCAACUUGGAUUCUACUGGUCUCAUGCCAUUUGACAGCUUCAUGGUUUUUUGGAAUUCAAUUGACGCAGAUAAAAGAUUUGCACGGAUGCAGUUUGACUUCUUGGAUACUGACGGGGAUGGAUUCAUAAGCAAAGAAGAAUUUUCCAAUGGAUUUGUUCACUAUAUGAGUAACACAGAUGAAAAUACUCUCAACCGCUUUGUUGGACCACUCAUAAACUACUAACAUACGAGGGUUGUCCCAGAAGUAUAUGUAUUUGUUCUCUAGUUAUGCUGAAUUUAACACUGAACAACAAGGACACAGACGUGUAUAACAUGUCCCCACCAAUGGGUGAUCCUAUAUAGAUUUUUCAUCCUGAAUGCGCACAAUUAAUCAGUUGAAGAGACAAGAUUUUAGGACAAAAGAUACAAAAUGGCCACCUUAAAAUUUACCCAG
Messenger RNA from Owenia fusiformis, 775 nucleotides. NCBI's taxonomy places the organism in Eukaryota, Metazoa, Annelida, Polychaeta, Sabellida, Oweniidae. The record is from the annotation of a GenBank genome assembly.